Messenger RNA from Miscanthus lutarioriparius, 465 nucleotides. The record is from the annotation of a GenBank genome assembly. NCBI's taxonomy places the organism in Eukaryota, Viridiplantae, Streptophyta, Magnoliopsida, Poales, Poaceae.
AUGCCGGUGUUCUUCUUCAGCUUGUAUCGGAGUUCCAUGAGCAAUUAUGUAGAAGCAAAGAAGAUCUUGCUUCCGAGUAGCUCAGAGCAGUCCGGCAAUUCAGAGUUGGACUUCACUUGUCCGCCACUCACCAAGACCCGUCUGCCUCUCCUCUCCGCUGCCGGCGACACACCGGUGACCGCAGGUGCUAUAGUCAGCUUGCUACAGGGUCAUCUGCACACCUGCAGGGUCUGUGACAAUGUCUGGACCUUCGUCCUAACAGAUGCAACAUUCAAGAGCGCUGAGAUUCAAGAAACACUAAGCAAGAUGGAUCUCAACGCCAUGGUGGCUGCCUGCUAUGCCCUUCCAGUACUUGUCUCUGUGCUCACAGUCCGCUUCUUCUACGUGCUGUGGCACAGUGGCCAACCAGCAUCAAGGCCACGCACCACCGGAUUGCGUUGUCUCAUCGUCCUUGGCUCCGGGUGA